ACGUAUUGGGCUUUUUAUUUUUUCCUUUAAAACCCUAGGAGUUAUUAAAAAGAAAGGAGGCGUCAAUUUGUCUCCAAUUUUUGGAGUGUUUCCUUCAGUUGACCAAGUAAAGAGACAAGAAAGGUGGAAAUCGAUCCAACCAAGAGGCAAGGUAACGUCGUAGAUGUAAAGCGUCGGUGUCGUCACCGGACCAAGUUCCACCGAUACUACCUUCGAUUUCCUUCCUUAUUGUCUCGAUCGAAGACCACAGAACCACCCCCCACCUGCUGUGUGCCUAAUCUGCUCCACUCUUCCUUCCCCUUUCGUGUUUCUUUUUGCUAAUCCUCCACAAGACCACCUCGUUUGCUGCCUUUGUUCAUGUUUCUUUUUCCCUUUUCAAGGAUUAAAUUGAUGGCUAUGAGGAAGGAGGAUGAGGGUGGUACUGGUUCAGGGGCAAUGGUGGAAAGGAUAUCAAUCAGAUUCAGUCAGCAAAGUUUUUAGUUAUGACCGAUUAAGACAUUGUUGACCCGCUCAGAUGUAAAAUUGAAGCAUAUCAAACACGCGGAGCUGACCGACUCAUAUAUUUUUAUCUGAUUGGACCAGUCAGAUCCAAAUCAAACAGGGCCUAACUUUACCCAAAGUCUUGCAAUAGGCCCAUAACUAAUUUUCCUCUUCAACGAGACUUUAGGCAGCUUACCAGUUUUGGUACCCAACCCGGUUCAUAUAUAUGUACCAAAUCACUAGCCAGCUGGAUUGCACUUUUCUCAGGAAAAGAGCCGUUGGAGAACGGGGCUUCUUUCGCCCGACCCGCAACUCCAUACCCGAAUAAUUAGGCGGUUUGAAGUAUAGCUUCUAGCGAUUCUUGCCGUUGAAUUUGGGAAAGUCUCUUGUCUGUUCAAUCGUCGCUUCCAUAAUCAUUUGAGCACAUCGAUGAUGAUGGUGGAUAAUCAUUUGCAGACACAAACACAAUUGCAGUCAGAGUUCAAGUACUGGUUUCCAGUUCUUCGCCGAUUCGACACCGACGAUCCCUUCUUUGCUUCUGGAAAUAUUGAACGUGAACUUCUCGCCAAACAGAUCACACUAGAUUUAACUGAAGAGGAAAAACAAGAGAUUAGAAAUUUUGAAGACAACUACAGAGAUGUGCUGUGUCCAAUUGUUGGCUGUGGGGCAACCUUGAAAACAUUGACUGAGUUUGAAGAUCAUUACAAUGCACGUCACACGUCCUCUUGCUCUGUCUGCUCAAGAGUAUACCCCACAUCUCGCCUACUCAGCAUACACGUGUCCGAGGCACAUGAUUCCUUCUUUCAAGCAAAAGCAGCACGAGGUUACCCCAUGUAUGAAUGCCUUGUUGAAGGGUGUGGUGUAAAGCUGAAAAGCUACAAGUCUCGGCAACAACAUCUAAUGGACAAGCAUAAGUUUCCUUCGACAUAUGAGUUUUUGAAAAAGUCGCAUCCCUCAAAAAAAGAAAGGGUGAAGAAAUACCAAAGGAAACAAAAACAUGUGGCAGAUGAAUCGAGUGCAAUGCAAGUGGAAGAAGAGACUCUGGAUGGGCUUGUUUCGGGUGUUUCCAAGUUGACUACUUCGGAUUUGUCUCCUUCGGUUGUUAGUUUUGGUCGACGCCAUACACGUGGGUUGACGUUUCUACCUCGAUCUGUUCAACGUGAAACAAAGAAAUGAAGGUCAGUAGGGAAAUUUAUAAUCAACUUAAAUUUUGUUGACUUGGAGAAAAAUUUAGGGGAAUGUGUUGAUUAUUGAUAUGUUUUUGGUAAUUCAUUCUAUAAUGAAUUCAGGUUUGUGACUUUUAGGUUUUUUGAAAGAAUAUAUUAUGUGUAGGAUUGUGUUUAUUUAUAUGACUAUAUCAUGUCUGUUAGGUUGAUUGUUAUCGAAACAACGUGCACAUAUCGUGUUGGUGAUUUUAUUAGUAUCACUUGUAUCAUUUUGGAGUAAUUGGAAUUUAUAUGGUGCCACUCAAACCGUGAUCUAGUACAAGUUAGAUGUUGAGCGUGCAAACUUAUAUAAGUUGAGUUUGUUCCACAUACUGACCCCAUAAACGACCAAGGGAACAAGACUUUUUUCCACACACAGAUCCAUGAGCGAUUCAAGACAAGCCUAACGAUCUGGGGAACAAGGCUCAGUGUCCCACACAUAGACCCAUGCAAGCCAAACGUCUGAAGACAACAAAUGAUGGUGGUCAAGGGGGCCCGCACCCUGUGGUAGUCAUGCUAACGAAUUGACUCAUUUCAAUUUCGUUGACCAGCUUCUAACUUGCACGGUCUUGGUAUGUUUGACUAGCUUUGGUUUGGGAUUGACUUAAUCUUGGUAUGUUUGGAACCAUUUGGUUAGUUUGGGGCUAAUUUGUUUGGUAAAACUAACUUAUAAGCUUAACGUGAC
Messenger RNA from Lactuca saligna, 2370 nucleotides. Lineage: Eukaryota; Viridiplantae; Streptophyta; Magnoliopsida; Asterales; Asteraceae. The record is from the annotation of a GenBank genome assembly.